This is a messenger RNA of Varanus komodoensis (Komodo dragon), 1170 nucleotides long. RefSeq names its product pepsin B-like. Bases 1 to 1170 code for a protein of 389 amino acids. Gene Ontology annotation, biological process: proteolysis. The transcript is spliced from 9 exons. Lineage: Eukaryota; Metazoa; Chordata; Lepidosauria; Squamata; Varanidae. Gene Ontology annotation, molecular function: aspartic-type endopeptidase activity. The record is from RefSeq and is a predicted model, not a curated record.
AUGAAGGGGUUGACCAUACUGUUGGUUUACCUCCAUCUGUCAGAUGGUCUGGACAGAAUUACUCUGAAAAGAGGGAAGUCCAUUGGAGAGAACAUGAAGGAGAAAGGAGCACCGGUGGGAUCGCUGAAAAAGCACUGUGUUGAUCCUACAUUAAAAUACCAGUUGGAUGGAUAUGGUGUUGUUUAUGAAUCCUUAAGCAAUAACUUGAAUUCUUUCUACUUUGGAGAGAUCAGUAUUGGGACUCCACCACAGAAUUUCCAGGUUCUCAUGGACACUGGAUCUUCCAAUUUCUGGGUGCCUUCCACGUAUUGUAAAAGCAUGGCCUGCGAUAAUCACAAAAAAUUUGACCCUAGUGUGUCCUCCACAUAUGAGAAGCCAGGCCAGACCUACACCCUCUUCUAUGGGAUUGGUGAUGUGACCGUCAAGCUAACCCAUGAAACUGUGAGGGUCCAAAAUAUCAUGAUACACAAUCAGACAGUUGGUCUGGCUGAGUAUGAAGCCUUCUUUCCUUUCUACUUUGCCAGUUUUGAUGGUAUUUUGGGGAUGGCUUACCGUUCCCUGGCUACAGGAGAGUCAUAUCCUGUCACGCAGCAGAUGGUGAGACAAGGACAGCUUUCUGAGCCCAUUUUCAGCUUCUAUUUUUCACGGCAACCAACCAUUCAGUAUGGAGGGGAGGUGAUCUUUGGUGGCAUUGAUGAUCGGCUGUUCACUGGGGAAAUUUCUUGGGCACCUGUCACCCAUGAAAAGUACUGGCAGAUUGGUAUGGAGAAAUUCUCCAUAGGCAACAAGGCUACUGACUGGUGCAGCAAAGGUUGCCAGGUGGUGGUAGACACUGGCACCAGCCAACUUACUAUACCAGGGCAGUACCUGAAGAGUUUUCUUCAGGCUGUGGGAGCCAAACAAGCUGGAGAUGGUGAGUUUUUAGUGAACUGCAACAACAUCCAGAAAAUGCCCACCAUCACCUUUGUUAUUAAUCGAUCCCAAUUCCCACUGCCUCCCUCCGCCUAUGUUACUAAGAACAAUGGAUAUUGUACAGUUGCAGUGGUGGCCACGUACUUGCCUGCUGUGAAUGGGCAGCCUCUGUGGAUCUUUGGCGAUGUCUUCCUCAAGGAGUAUUAUUCUGUCUUUGAUAUGGGCAACAACAGGAUCGGCUUUGCACCAUCAGCUUAG